Molecule: messenger RNA, 3865 nt
Organism: Oncorhynchus mykiss (rainbow trout)
Lineage: Eukaryota; Metazoa; Chordata; Actinopteri; Salmoniformes; Salmonidae
Gene: tamm41
Product: TAM41 mitochondrial translocator assembly and maintenance homolog
Biological process (GO): cardiolipin biosynthetic process; CDP-diacylglycerol biosynthetic process
Cellular component (GO): mitochondrion
Molecular function (GO): phosphatidate cytidylyltransferase activity
Source: RefSeq, a predicted model, not a curated record
UUCAGCACCCCACGAAAUGACACCAUAUCUACAUUCUACAAUACUUUUACUGUAGCAUUUCAUUCACAGUGAUUAGCAUUGGGGGCAUUUAUUUGACCUUGGAACAUGUUUGAAAACCCCAAAUGUCACUUAAAUAUGAACACAUGUGACUAAUUAAUGUUAAUGUUUACAUAAUUAUUUUUCACAUCAUGAAUAAAUUCAGGUAUUGACACUUUUCUACAAUUACGUGGGGGACUUUUAUUUACAACAUUUCUGAAAUUCCGUAACCCGGAUGUACUUUCUUAGUGUUGAUGGCGAAAAAAGCAACAACAGUGCAGAUAAUAUUGGCACAUCUAGCUAUGUAUUAAAGUCAGGAACCAUGGUCAAAGAGAAAAUCUGUGCCAUGCUAUUGCGUAGGCUUAUGUGACCGUUUCCUGCUUCACUUUUCUCGUGUUUGUAAUUAUUAGAUAAGAAAUAGCGGAGCCGGUGAAUAUACUUUGCAAUAGCCGGUUAGCUAAGUUGGCUGAAAUGUCAUUCUCAGUCUUGUUGUAGCUCCAUUUAUAUGAAAGCGCAUUGCAAUCAUGACGCUUCCAGCUCUGCAGAACACCAGUGUGCUCUACCGAAGAAUACUGUCGCAGUUCCCUCAAGACAUCAGCCUCGCAUUUGCCUAUGGAUCUGGAGUAUUCAAACAAAAUGGAACUAGCCAAGGUCAAAUGGGGAAAAACAUGCUGGAUUUUGUGUUCGCUGUAGACGAUCCAGUCACCUGGCAUACCAUGAACCUGAUGCAGAACAGAAAACACUAUUCUGUAUUAAAGUUCCUGGGUCCUAGGAAGAUCAGCCGGAUACAGGAAGAACACGGGGCUGGGGUGUACUACAACACCUUAGUACCUGUGGAUGGAAGGAUAAUGAAGUAUGGCGUGAUCAGUACUGACUCUCUGAUUGACGACCUGCUCCACUGGAAGACCAUGUAUAUUGCUGGCAGACUGCACAAACCGGUGAAGAUCCUAGUGCAGGGUGAAAACGGGAAGAUGCGUGCUGCGUUGGUGGGGAACCUGAAGAGCGCUGUGACUGCCUCCUUCCUCAUGCUGCCUGAGAGUUUCUCUGAAGAGGACCUGCUCCUGCAGAUUGCCGGGCUCUCCUACGCCGGUGAUUUCAGGAUGGUGAUUGGAGAAGACCGGUCCAAGGUGGCUAACAUUGUCAAGGAAAACGUCCAACAUUUCCGCAUUCUCUACAACAAUAUUCUGCAAGAGUGUCCACAGGUGGUGUACAAGCCACAGCAGGGGAAACUGGAGGUGGAUAAGAGUCCAGAGGGUCAGUUUGUCCAGCUGAUGGCCCUCCCCAGGACCCUGCAGCAGAGGAUCACACGACUGGUGGAUCCGCCUGGGAAGAACAGGGACGUGGAGGAGAUACUACUACAGGUGGCCCAGGACCCCGACUGCGGUUCUGUGGUGCAGCAGGGGAUAUCGUCAAUAGUGAAGUCGUCAAGCAUAACUCAGACCGCCAAAGGAAUCGCCACGGCUGGGCUGCUGAAGUCUCUGUCCUACAGCACCAAGAAGCUCCAGAAGAUGUGGAAGGGCUGGAGAAUGAAGACGCCUUGAUCCUCCCAGUUAUAUUUAAGCAAUAAGGCCUGGGGGGGUGUGGUAUAUGGCCAAUAUACCACGGCUAAGGGCUGUUCUCACGUACGUACGAACGACGCAACGUGGAGUGCCUGGACACAGCCCUUAGCCGUGGUAUAUUGGCCAUAUAUCACAACCUCCCCGAGGUGCCUUAUUGCUUAAAUAUAACUGGUUACCGAUGUAAUUUAGAGCAGUAAAAAUAAAUGUUUCGUCAUACCCGUGGUAUACGGUCUGAUAUACUAUGGCUUUCAGCCAAUCAGCAUUCAGGGCUCGAACCACCCCGUUUUUUAUAAAUGGCUAUAUACUGUACGGUUCCUUUCUGCCUGGAUGAACUGAUAUACCAACCUGUUCCCCUUGGGGGCAUUGUUCAAGAGGAUGCAACAUCACAGAACGUUUUAGAUGGAUAGAAAUGUGUUGUGUACAACAUAUAAACGAUACUCUGUCAUGCACAAUAGGGAAUUGUUAUAAUUUUUUACCUGCAGCGUUGUGAAUGUUUCACCUAACUGAAUAUAACCCGGUUACACAAAGAGGUCCUUUUUUAAAAAAAAAUGAAGCCCUGUUUCCCUGUCUUAAUCUACAUGUCUACAGGGUCUGUUGACCGUUUUAAAAUCAGCCAUUACCUGGGGUGUAUUCAUUCUGCCAAACCAAACUUUUUAGUUGCAGACGUUUCGUCAAACAGAACAAAACCGGGAGUGCUGAUCGAUUGAAAUGAAAUUUUGGUGGGAGGUGGCUUAUGGUGAGACAAAUUAACAUUCAAUUCUAUGGCAACAGCUCCGGUGAACAGUCUUGCAAUCAGCACGUUCCCUCAACUUGACAUCGGUGGCAUUGUGUUGUGACUAAACUGCACAUUUUUAAAGUGGCCUUUUGUUUUUUUUGUGUCUCCCAGCACAAGGUGCACCUGUGUAAUGAUAAUGCUGUUUCAUCCGUUUCUUGAUAUGCCACAGCUGUCAGGUGGAUGCAUUAUCUUGCUCACGAACAAAUUUAUGCACAAAAUUUGAUAGAAAUAAGCUUUCUGUGCAUCUCAGGGAUAUUUUACCUUUCACCUCAAGAAACAUGGGACCAACAUUUUAUAUGUUGCGUUUUAUAUAUAUAUUUUAAAAACAUUUUUCUUCAGUGUACAAUGACCAGAAUCCAUUGCACGCCCACUUGUCUGGUCUGUGUGGUGCAGACAUGGAGAGACAGAAGAACACGUGAUAGCUGCUUUGCCAGGUAUCUCUACCUGAAAAUACAUGAUCCAAGUGAUUGAUCGUUGGUAUUCAGCAGUCAUAGAAGUAUGCCUUUUUUACUUUGAAGACCUACUAAAAUAGUGAUUUUUUUGUUGUUGUCAGACAGCAGCUCUAUAGAGAUGAGAUGACUUGGAAUUCAAAUGAUAAAGUUAUCAUAUUGACCUAAAACAGCAGAAAUAACUCAUUAAAGUAAUGUGAAUAAAUUAUGGCUAAGUGAUGAGCAGUAAUGGACAGUCAAUACCAUCAUGGAAUGUAUUGUUUUAUUCUGUGUCAACCCACAAUGCAUUUCAUGUCAAAACAAAAUAAUUGAAACCAAAAUGGAAAACCCGGCACCAGGAAGCACCUAUCUGAAUUUGACUAAUAGAAACUCUCACCAAACUAAAAUGUUUUGUUUGGCAGACUGAAUACUCCCCUUGGAUAACAUCUCGGCACAUUGUGUGUCACCCACAAUGAUGUAGGGUGUGACUUUUUAGUGCACUUAAAAAAGAGAAUGAAAGAAACGGUAUGUCACUCAUAUCUUUGUAAAAUGGCAGAUUUUAUGAGAAUGGAAUAAAGCGUCAUCACCUUGGUUCUCAGUAUCACUGUCUCAAACGGUUUGUCCACAUGAUAGACGGGUUAGCUGACGACGAAAACAAUGGGGCAGAGUGCAGUGUGUUGUGGUUUUGAACGGUCAAAUCGCUAACGACAAUGACAAGAAUCUGCCAUGUGGGAAGUCAUGGCUGGCUCGUUUUUAACUCCAUGUCUUGUUUUCAUUGUCACGUCUUUGCUAAGAAGGUUAGAAUUCACUAUAGCUUGCUAACCAACAACUGGAAUGAUGUAUUUGAGACAAGUGGUCAUUUGCGAAAAAUGUAAGUUUUCAACAAACAUUAAAGACGAAAUAUAGUUGACAUGUUGUAAACAAUCUAAGCCAACCCAGUCUUGUUUUGCUCCAUAGUUGCACGUGUGUGUUGCUAAACAACCAAGCAGUCUUUUUCGAUUUGGAUCAUGUGUGGGUGUGACUUGAGAGAGCUAGUGCUAAAUAAAAUGGUUUGUUUCCCUUAUCUG